This is a messenger RNA of Solanum stenotomum, 1669 nucleotides long. RefSeq lists its product as uncharacterized. The record is from RefSeq and is a predicted model, not a curated record. Gene Ontology annotation, cellular component: nucleus. The transcript has 11 exons. NCBI's taxonomy places the organism in Eukaryota, Viridiplantae, Streptophyta, Magnoliopsida, Solanales, Solanaceae. Gene Ontology annotation, molecular function: nucleic acid binding; exonuclease activity. Bases 1 to 1617 code for a protein of 538 amino acids.
AUGACGGUUGGUAUUAGUGAUGGUGACUAUGAUGGUAGAAUUGAUUGCUGUCCAUUGGCCAAAGUGAAUUGUUCAAGCAUCUUUGCUGAAAGAGACUGCAUUUUGUGUCUGAAAAUCUGUAGCAGCGUGGACUCUCUCAACGAGCAUAAGAAAACAUAUCAUCUUACCACUCCUCAACCCAUUGAGACAGUGGAGAUGCAUCGUUCAGCAGACGAAAUGAUCAACAUAAGAAGUCAGGAAGUAGGCGCCAUAGGUUGUGUAAUGGUUGGAGGUGAUUGGUCACAAGAACUUUGCGCAAGGGUAUGCCUAAUUGACGAAGAUGAGAAGAUUAUUUUUCAGACUUAUAUUCUACCUCCGACUCCUGUGGCUGAUUAUAGGUAUGAAAUUACUGGUAUAACAGAAAAUAAUCUACAAGAUGCCAUGCCUUUGAAUGAAGUCCGAGAGAGAAUUCAGCAGAUUCUUUACAGCGGAGAGCCAAUUAGUAGAGUACUUGUGGGCCAUAACCUUGAGAAACAACUGCAUUGCUUGAAGAUGUCUUAUCAUGAUCAUCUUCUGAGAUUCAUUGGAUAUCAGAAUGUGGAAGUGGAACCUUCAGAAAUUCCUCUGCAACCCCUCUCCACUACAAGGCACAAAUGUCCAGCUUGUUACAAGCAGUGCAAAGAGAAGGAUCAUAUUAUUGAACAUAUGCGAACAUCUCAUCAUUCGGUUCAUGACCCUAAAUGCGGUGUGUGUAACAAACAUUGCAAAUCAUUUGAAUCACUAAGGGAGCACAUUGCUGGUCCGUUGGCCAAAGUGAGUUGCUCAAGCGUCUUUGCUGAACGAGGCUGCAUUUUGUGUCUGAAAAUCUGUAGCAGCGUGGACUCUCUCAACGAGCAUAAGGAAACAUGUCGUCUUACCACUCCUCAACCCAUUGAGACAGUGGAGAUGCAUCGUUCAGCAGACGAAAUGAUCAACAUAAGAGGUAAGGAAGUAGUCGCCAUAGGUUGUGUAAUGGUUGGAGGUGGUUGGUCACAAGAACUUUGCGCAAGGGUAUGCCUAGUUGACGAAGAUGAGAAGAUUGUUUUUCAGACUUAUGUUCUACCUCCGACUCCUGUGGCUAAUUAUAGGUAUGAAAUUACUGGUAUAACAGAAAAAAAUCUACAAAAUGCCAUGCCUUGGGAUGAAGUCCGGGAGAGAAUUCCACAGAUUCUCUACAGCGGAGAGCCAAUUGGUAGAGUACUUGUGGGCCAUAACCUUGAGACAAACCUGCGUUGCUUGAAGUUGUCGUAUCUUGAUCAUCUUCAGAGAGAUACUGCAACAUACCAGCCCCUGAUGAAGACCAACUUUUUCAGCCAUUCUCUAAAAUAUCUAACCAAGACUUAUCUAGGAUAUGACAUCCAAGUUGGUUUCCAUGAUCCUUACCAAGAUGCAGUGUCUGCGAUGCGGUUGUACAAGAGGAUGUGCUCACAGGACCACCCAAUGGUUAGGGUAUCAAAUUCACUAGGUCAACGCUUUAUCGGUUGCUCUGAUCCAUGGACAUCUGUGGCACACGAGAGAAUGACAAUAGAGGAGCUCUUAGCAAUAUCCAGAGCAAACUAUGAGUGUUGGUGUCUUGAUUCACAGGAAUCCAAUUAUUGAAUAUACAUUUGAUCUGAUAAAACUUCUAGCUCCAAGUGCGCGGACACUAGAG